GUUGGCGUGUUCGACGGGCAUGGUCCGUUCGGCCACCAUGUCGCCAACUUUGUUCAGGAAACGCUGCCACGCAUGUUUCUCCAGUCGCAGGGCUUCCUACAGAAGGAGGUAGAGAAGGCACUGAAGGACGCGUUCAUGGAGACAAACCAGAAGUGUCUCGAGCACGAAAGCUUUGACUGCCAGCUCAGUGGUACCACAGCCACCCUAGCCUACAUCAGCCAGCGCAUGCUGUACAUUGCGCACGUGGGCGACUCACAAGCUGUCGUUGCCUCCAAGCCCAAGCCUACGAAGGGUUCCGCUGCUCCCGUUGGCCUGGAGGUCGAGGUGCUGACGCCUGAGCACCGGCUCUCGCAAGAGGCAGAGAGGCAACGCGUUGAGGCCUCCGGCGGGCAGGUGAUGCAGCUCGAGGGUGACAUCCCCCUGCGAGUUUUCCUGAAGGGAAAGCUUUACCCUGGCCUCGUCAUUACCCGGGCAUUGGGCGACAAGGUUGGAGCCGAAGCCGGGGUUUCUUCUGAGCCAGCUGUGCGUGCUGUGGAGAGGAGACCAGAAUGGCAGUUCCUGCUGAUGUGCUCCGACGGAGUGUGGGAGUUCUGCGACUUCAAAGAAGCAGCAGAGAUAAUCUUCAAGUACCCGCCAAGCAAGGCGCAAGAAGCAGCCGAGGCCCUGGCCAGAGAAGCCUGGGACCGCUGGGUCAAGGAAGAGGGGAACGUGGUGGAUGACAUCACAGUGAUCGUUUGCUGGCUGCGUUCCUAA
Symbiodinium pilosum is the source of this 753-nucleotide messenger RNA. The record is from the annotation of a GenBank genome assembly. Lineage: Eukaryota; Dinophyceae; Suessiales; Symbiodiniaceae.